This is a messenger RNA of Euleptes europaea (tarantolino), 1244 nucleotides long. It is a transcript of the gene ALDOA, whose product is annotated as aldolase, fructose-bisphosphate A. Gene Ontology annotation, molecular function: fructose-bisphosphate aldolase activity. The transcript is spliced from 9 exons. Gene Ontology annotation, cellular component: cytosol. The record is from RefSeq and is a predicted model, not a curated record. The coding region runs from base 85 to 1179 and encodes 364 amino acids. Gene Ontology annotation, biological process: glycolytic process; fructose 1,6-bisphosphate metabolic process. Lineage: Eukaryota; Metazoa; Chordata; Lepidosauria; Squamata; Sphaerodactylidae.
CUCUGCCAGUCACCCAGCAGCCCUCCGGAGCCGCCGUGUCUGCCAGAGCUUCCCCCCCGCUACAUCCACGUUUAGCCAUUCAAGAUGCCUCACGAAUACCCAGCCCUGACCCCUGAGCAGAAGAAGGAGCUGUCAGACAUCGCCCAUCGCAUUGUGGCUGCUGGCAAAGGCAUCCUUGCUGCAGAUGAAUCCACCGGCAGCAUUGCCAAGCGCCUGAGCUCCAUCGGCACGGAGAACACCGAAGAGAACCGCCGCUACUACCGGCAGCUGCUCUUCACUGCCGAUGACCGCGUCAACCCUUGCAUCGGCGGCGUCAUCCUCUUCCAUGAGACAAUGUACCAGAAGGCCGACGAUGGCCGCCAGUUCACCAAGGUCAUUAAGGAUAAGGGCGCCGUGGUUGGCAUCAAGGUUGACAAAGGUGUUGUGCCCCUUGCUGGAACUAAUGGAGAGACCACCACCCAGGGUCUGGACGGUUUGGCCGAACGCUGUGCCCAGUACAAGAAGGAUGGAGCUGACUUUGCCAAGUGGCGCUGCGUCUUGAAGAUUACCCCAACCACCCCAUCCCAUCUGUCCAUCAUCGAGAACGCCAACGUACUCGCUCGCUAUGCCAGCAUCUGCCAGCAGAACGGGAUUGUUCCUAUUGUGGAACCUGAAAUCCUCCCCGACGGCGACCACGAUCUCAAACGCUGCCAGUACGUGACGGAGAAGGUCCUGGCUGCUGUGUACAAGGCCCUGAGUGACCACCACGUUUACCUGGAGGGAAGUCUGCUCAAGCCAAACAUGGUGACGCCCGGUCACGCUUGCACCAAGAAAUACUCUGCUGAGGAGAUCGCCAUGGCAACUGUCACUGCUCUGCGCCGCACCGUUCCACCCGCCGUGACUGGCAUCACUUUCCUGUCCGGUGGCCAGAGCGAGGAGGAGGCCUCCAUCAACCUGAACGCCAUCAACAAGUGCCCCCUGCAAAAGCCCUGGGCCUUGACCUUCUCCUACGGCCGUGCCCUGCAGGCUUCUGCCCUCAAGGCCUGGAGUGGAAAGAAAGAGAACACCAAAAAUGCCCAGGAGGAGUACAUUAAGCGUGCUUUGGCCAACAGCCUUGCUGCCCAGGGCAAAUAUGUUCCAUCUGGCCAAGGUGGAGCCGCUGCCAGCGAGUCCCUCUUUGUUUCCAACCAUGCUUAUUAAAAUCUGAGGCCAGAUUGCGUUGUCUGCUCUCACUUCUGUUUGCUGCAUCGUGCCUGAGCUACCGU